CGGAACAUUCCUGCGCUUCUCCUUCCUCCUUCAUCCGUCCUCCUCCUUUCUUUUGAGUCCUGCCUCCUUCCUCCUCUCUCUCUCUUUUUAGCAAGAAGAGAAACAUGGUGGCGACGAGGAGUUCAAUUUCUUCUAAGCGUUCUCAUUCUUCUCCCUCCACAUCUUCUUGUCCGAAAUCCAAGCGCUCAAAGGGAGAGGAGGCGGCAGCCUCGUCGUCGGAGGAUCGCGCGAAUACGAAGGAGCUCGCGGUGACUUGCGAUGCGAGUCAGCCAACUGGAGAUCUGGAUGUAGAUCUCCUUGUUGAUGCUUCUGCUAAUCCAGAGGAUAAGCGGGCAGAGGGCGGCUCGGAAGAGAGUUCUACAAUUAAUUUUUCUUCAAGAGAGACGGAGCAAUUGAUGAAGAUGCUGCCUGCCUUGGAACUGCCGACGAUGAAAGGGAAGGCCUGGCCGCAGAAGGCAGCCUGGGCCAAGCUCAUAUCGCAAUGCUCCCAGGGUGUAAUUGUGAAUGGAAUUCAAUAUGGAAGCAAAUCUGGGGAUGCAUCAACUUUCGCCGGAGCAUCCAUACUUGCCUCCUUAUCUAAUCCGAGAAAGGGCGAGGUCACUCGAACUUCCCCAGCAUUUAAUGGAGAAAAUGAACUGGAAAGAGUUGAAACUGCUGCUUUGACUUCUGCUCCCAUUGCAUCAGGCUCCAUUCCAGGAUCUGAUUGUGAUUUCCAUUUGAGGGAUAGUACUGACCAGAAUGUGGUUGCUAUUGCUGAUGGAAAUAAGGCUACUGCUGUUGUUCCUGUUGAUAUCGCUUCUACCUUGGGCGUUGAUGCUUAUUUCGAUGCAGAAUUGGUGAAAAGACCUGGCCCAAAUAUGGAGUUAAGGCCACGUCUACGAAUGCUUGAAAAAUCUUCUAAGGCUGAACUGGAUUUGAGCGGUAAUCUAUUCAGAACUUCUGAAGUUCAGAGGGAGCUCCAGAAGGAUGUUUUAGGUUCAACAGCGAAUUUAAUCAGUUCCAGAUCCCAAAAAUUCAAGGAGCAGCUUAAACAUGGAAUUCUUAGCUCUCGUGAACAAGUUUCUUUUGAAAAUUUUCCUUACUUUCUGAGUGAAAAUACAAAAAUUGCUCUCUUAUCAUGUGCAUAUAUUCAUCUGGAACUCAAGGAAUUUGCAAAAUAUUCUGCUAACAUUUCAUCCUUAAAUCCACGCAUUCUACUUUCGGGUCCUGCAGGAUCUGAAAUAUAUCAAGAAAGUUUGGCAAAGGCACUCGCUAAUCACUUUGAUGCUAGAUUGCUUAUAGUAGAUUCCUUGAUUUUACCGGGUGUUUCAUCAUCAAAGGAUUCAGAAUCUCUUAAAGAAGGUGGGAGAGGCGAAAAAUCGGGUGGUUUUACCAAACAGAGAUCUACAUUGACUGAUACUGUUCAUCAUAGAAGACCAGCGUCCAGUGUAGAGGCUGAUAUUGUAGGAACAUCUAGUUUAAAUUGCCAAUCCUUACCAAAGCAAGAGUCCUCAACAGCAUCUUCAAAGAACUACACUUUUAAAGAAGGGGAUAGAGUAAAAUAUGUUGGUCAGAUGCUUUCCUCUGGACUGCCUUUUCCAUCUCAGAGGGGUCCACAUCAUGGGUUUCGUGGUAAAGUUAUGUUAGCAUUUGAGGAAAAUGGAUCAUCCAAAGUUGGGGUAAGAUUUGACCGGCAGAUAGUUGAAGGCAAUGAUCUUGGGGGUCUUUGUGAAGAGGAUCAUGGCUUCUUCUGUGGGGCUGACAUGCUUCGACUGGACUGCUCUGGAGCUGAUGAUUCUGAAAGGCUAGCUAUCAAUGAAUUAUUGGAGGUUGUUACCGAAGAAAGUAAACGCGGGCCUCUGAUUGUUUUCUUGAAGGAUGUAGAGAAAUCUAUGGGCAGUAAUGUAGAAUCCUAUCUAACUUUCAAGAGCAAGGCUGAGUCUAUUCCUGCAGGAGUCUUGCUGAUUGGCUCUAACAUACAGAUGGAUAACCGAAAAGAAAAGUCUCAUCCUGGUGGACUUCUUUUCACAAAAUUUGGAAGCAGCCAAACGGCCCUGCUUGAUUUUGCCUUCCCAGAUAAUCUCAGUAGGAUGCAAGAAAGAAAUAAAGAAAUUCCCAAGGCAAUGAAGCAGUUGUGCAGGCUCUUUCCAAAUAAAGUUACUAUUCAGCUUCCGCAGGAUGAAGUCCAACUUUUGGAUUGGAAGCGACAAUUGGAUCUUGAUGUUGAAACUCUCAAAGCUCAAUCCAAUAAUUCCAGUAUCUGUUCAUUCCUAAACCGCAACGGCCUUGAGUGCAGUGAUCUAGAAAAAAUAUACAUAAAGGAUCAAACUCUUAGCAAUGAAAGUGUUGACAAAAUAGUUGGUUUUGCUCUUAGUCACCAUCUCAAGAACAAUAACGAACGGAUUAAUCCCAAGGAUGCUAAGCUUGCCCUCUCCAGUGAAAGCAUCAUGUAUGGUCUUAGCUUGCUUCAAAGCUUGCAAAGUGAUACUAAAAGUUCAAAGAAAUCACUAAAGGAUGUGGUCACAGAAAACGAGUUUGAGAAAAGGCUUUUGGCUGAUGUUAUUCCACCUAGUGAAAUUGGUGUUAGUUUUGAUGACAUUGGGGCUUUAGAACAGGUUAAAGACACGUUGAAGGAGUUAGUGAUGCUUCCUUUGCAACGACCAGAAUUAUUUAACAAAGGGCAGUUGACUAAGCCUUGCAAAGGAAUACUGCUUUUUGGCCCCCCAGGCACCGGCAAAACAAUGCUUGCGAAAGCUGUUGCAACGGAGGCGGGUGCAAAUUUUAUUAACAUUUCAAUGUCUAGCAUCACAUCAAAGUGGUUUGGUGAGGGGGAAAAAUAUGUAAAAGCUGUAUUCUCCUUAGCAAGUAAAAUUGCUCCCAGCGUUAUUUUUGUUGAUGAGGUUGACAGUAUGCUGGGUAGAAGGGAAAAUCCAGGAGAGCAUGAAGCCAUGCGCAAGAUGAAAAAUGAAUUUAUGGUGAACUGGGAUGGGUUGCGCACAAAAGAUAAAGAGCGUGUUAUUGUUCUUGGAGCUACCAAUAGGCCAUUCGAUCUUGAUGAGGCUGUCAUAAGGAGACUGCCACGGAGAUUGAUGGUUAAUUUGCCGGAUGCGUCAAAUAGAGAAAAGAUUUUGAAAGUCAUACUAGCCAAAGAAGACUUGGGAUCAGAAGUAAAUUUUGAAGCAGUUGCCAAUAUGACUGAUGGAUACUCUGGAAGUGACCUAAAGAAUCUUUGCGUGACUGCUGCACAUCGGCCUAUUAGAGAAAUUUUGGAGAGGGAAAAGAAGGAGAGAGAUCAAGCACUUGAACAAGGAAAACCCUUCCCACCGUUGCGGAGCUGGGUGGACAUUCGUCCUCUUGGGAUGGAUGACCUGAAAUAUGCACAUGAGCAGGUUUGUGCGAGCGUCUCCUCUGAAUCAACGAAUAUGAGCGAGCUUCUGCAGUGGAAUGAGUUGUAUGGAGAGGGUGGAUCCAGGAAGAAAAAGGCACUCAGCUAUUUCAUGUAGAAAGCCCAUUUGUUUUGCAGUUCUCA
Phalaenopsis equestris is the source of this 3508-nucleotide messenger RNA. RefSeq lists its product as uncharacterized. Lineage: Eukaryota; Viridiplantae; Streptophyta; Magnoliopsida; Asparagales; Orchidaceae. Gene Ontology annotation, cellular component: mitochondrial outer membrane. The record is from RefSeq and is a predicted model, not a curated record. The coding region runs from base 105 to 3482 and encodes 1125 amino acids. Gene Ontology annotation, molecular function: ATP binding; ATP hydrolysis activity. The transcript has 25 exons.